AGGGUCCAUCUUUAGAUUUGCAAGCUACACCCACCUGAUGGCCUUCUGGCACUUGAUUGAGCGGGCAGCAGAGACCAAGUUUAUAAGUCACAAGCACCAAUCCAUCUGAAACAAGUGUUACUCGAAGAAAACCGACACUGCCAUCAAUCGACGAGUUCUUGUUUGUGACUCAUCCGUCACUGGGUCUGAAGCAGAAGGAUUUGGCCCAUCCACCAAUCGACAGUGAGCCGGAGUAUCAUCUCUUGGGCCAACUUCCUCUACUGUCUGCUUGGAUCAGCACGGGUAUGGAUCCCCAAGGAAACCAUCAAAGCCCACCUGCCACCAGAGUUCAAGGACUAUCCAGACACCCAGGUAGUGAUCGACUGCACUGAACUCCAUCUUCACUACUACUGCAGAGUGAGGUGUUUUCUUCCUACAAGUCACACUGUACCUUUAAGGGCAUGUUGGGAACGUCACCACAUGGAGCUGUCACUGCUGUGUCAUGGUUGUGUCCUGGAUCUGUGAGUGACAAGGAGUCUGGAAUUAUGUCCUUACUCACCUCUGACAUGGCCAUUAUGGUGGAUAAGGGCUUUCUCGUAGAUGACAUUGUUCCGUGCAAGGUCUACCGGCCAGCCUUUCUGUCAAGACGCGCGCAGGAGGUUAGGGAGACCCAAUCCAUUGCCAGGCUGAGAGGGCAGGAGGUUAGGGAGACCCAAUCCAUUGCCAGGCUGAGAGGGCAGGUGGUUAGGGAGACCCAAUCCAUUGCCAGGCUGAGAGGGCAGAAGGUUAGGGAGACCCAAUCCAUUGCCAGGCUGAGAGGGCAGGAGGUUAGGGAGACCCAAUCCAUUGCCAGGCUGAGAGGGCAGGAGGUUAGGGAGACCCAAUCCAUUGCCAGGCUGAGAGGGCAGGAGGUUAGGGAGACCCAAUCCAUUGCCAGGCUGAGAGGGCAGGUGGUUAGGGAGACCCAAUCCAUUGCCAGGCUGAGAGGGCAGGAGGUUAGGGAGACCCAAUCCAUUGCCAGGCUGAGAGGGCAGGAGGUUAGGGAGACCCAAUCCAUUGCCAGGCUGAGAGGGCAGGAGGUUAGGGAGACCCAAUUCAUUGCCAGGCUGAGAGUGCAUGUUGAAAGAAUGAUCCGCAGAGUAAAGGAGCACAAGCUGUUUGACACAGUCAUCCCCCUGACCAUCUCAGGCGUGGCGUGCCUGUUGGUUAACUAUCAAAAUGGACCUUUGGUCAGAGCACGGGCCAAGCCAAUGUAAUUGUACAUGUGUUUGUUUGCUAGCAGCAAAAUAAUAAUUUGUUUAUCUAUGACAUGUAUCAAUCAUUUGUGUUGUAGUGCAUAUC
Molecule: messenger RNA, 1320 nt
Organism: Oncorhynchus tshawytscha (Chinook salmon)
Lineage: Eukaryota; Metazoa; Chordata; Actinopteri; Salmoniformes; Salmonidae
Exons: 2
Coding region: 441-1235 (264 amino acids)
Source: RefSeq, a predicted model, not a curated record